CUUGUGCUUGGAACUAUUCACGCCCCACAUGAACCACGUGAUCACAGGCGGAGAGAAUGGAGAAUGUCGUAACUCUCUUUGUACGGCUCUGGUGGGUAGUCCGUCAUAAUUCGUGCAGUCUUGUGACGUAACUGGGCUUCAAAUGCAGAACACAACGUUGAAGGCGGUUUGGUAGUGUACGCUAUCGUGGUUUGGGGCCUGUAGAGGUGGCAUUUUGCUGGACAACCUUUUGUUCGUUUCGCAUGGAACCUGGGCCACCUGUCUGUGUCUAACCAAAGCGCAUAAUACCGUGAAGGUUGACCGUCUUUUGAGAACUGACGACCAGAUUGGAUUAAAACCUGUAUCUGUGCCAAGAUGUCAAAAAGGCCGUCUUAUGCUCCGCCCCCUCCCCCUGCACCUACCACUCAAAUGCCCAAUACUGCAGGGUUUGUGGGGUACAAUCCCUACAGCCAUCUGGCCUACAACAACUACAGACUGGGAGGGAGCCAAAGCAGCAACAGUCGGGUAACGAAUUCCUCUGGAAUAAAUAUACCAAAGCCACCCAAGCCCCCUGAUAAGCCAUUGAUGCCAUACAUGAGAUAUAGUCGUAAGGUUUGGGAUCAAGUAAAAGCCUCCAAUCCCGAUCUGAAGCUAUGGGAAAUUGGGAAGAUAAUCGGUGGCAUGUGGAGGGACCUCACUGAUGAGGAGAAACAGGAUUAUUUGAAUGACUACGAAGCAGAGAAGAUUGAAUAUAAUGAAAACAUGAAGGCCUAUCACAACUCGCCAGCUUACCUGGCCUAUGUCAAUGCAAAAAGCCGCGCAGAGGCAGCGCUAGAAGAGGAGAGCCGUCAGCGGCAGUCUAGACUGGACAAGGGCGAGCCAUACAUGAGCAUUCAACCAGCUGAGGAUCCAGAUGAUUGUGAUGAUGGAUUUUCAGUCAAGCACUCUGCAGCAGCCCGUUUCCAACGCAACCAUCGUCUAAUCAGCGAGAUUCUAAGUGAGAGUGUCGUGCCUGAUGUUCGGUCUGUUGUCACAACUGCCCGAAUGCAAGUCCUUAAACGUCAAGUGCAGUCUUUGAUGGUGCACCAGAGAAAGUUGGAAGCAGAGUUGCUUCAAAUUGAAGACCGCCACCAGGAUAAGAAAAGAAAAUUCAUUGAAGCUACAGAUUCGUUCACAAAUGAGCUCAAAAGACUCUGCUGUAUGAAAGUGGAAGUGGACAUGGAUAAGAUUUCUGCCGAGAUCUCUGCAGCGGAAGAGGCAGCCCGCAAACGGAUGGCUGAACGGGAGAAAGAAGCAAAAGAGGCUUCUACGUGUGGCUCUGCAUCAGAAGAAGAAAAGCAAGGCAAGUCGCAACAAAAUCCUCUUAGCGACGCUACCAAUAAGGGAGGGGAAAAUGCCGAUUCCAUCAGCAAAGAUCCUUCAGGAAAGCAGAAGGCUGCAGAGGAACUCCACGAACAGCCAGGGAGCGAAGAAGGGGCCUCUGAGGACAAGGAGAGCGUCUUAGAGGGAGCCAUGGAGGAGGGAACCAGUGAUAGCAACACGGGUUCAGAAACCACUUCCGCUCAAACAGAAGAGGCUCUGACUAGUGAGCCGUCAGAUGGUUCCAGCAGAGCAAGAUCAGCCCACUGAGUCACACACACACCUGUGUCUGAACAAUCACUGUUGUUUCAUCUGCUGGACGGACACUCGUGAGGUUUAUCGCGUCCUCUCAAUUCCUCAAAGAAAUCAUAAGAGAAAUCAGAAUAGCCUUUUUUUUUUUUUUUUUUUUUAAAUAAAAAGCAGUGUAACACAA
Corythoichthys intestinalis (scribbled pipefish) is the source of this 1771-nucleotide messenger RNA. RefSeq names its product SWI/SNF related, matrix associated, actin dependent regulator of chromatin, subfamily e, member 1 (gene smarce1). The transcript has 11 exons. The record is from RefSeq and is a predicted model, not a curated record. Gene Ontology annotation, cellular component: SWI/SNF complex. Bases 355 to 1608 code for a protein of 417 amino acids. Lineage: Eukaryota; Metazoa; Chordata; Actinopteri; Syngnathiformes; Syngnathidae. Gene Ontology annotation, biological process: negative regulation of DNA-templated transcription. Gene Ontology annotation, molecular function: nuclear receptor binding; nucleosomal DNA binding.